This is a messenger RNA of Leopardus geoffroyi (Geoffroy's cat), 2336 nucleotides long. RefSeq names its product caspase-14-like. Gene Ontology annotation, biological process: proteolysis. Gene Ontology annotation, molecular function: cysteine-type endopeptidase activity. The transcript is spliced from 8 exons. The record is from RefSeq and is a predicted model, not a curated record. NCBI's taxonomy places the organism in Eukaryota, Metazoa, Chordata, Mammalia, Carnivora, Felidae. Bases 730 to 1866 code for a protein of 378 amino acids.
UGCCGGGGCUGGGGGCGGGUUCCCGGGCAGCCCGCGGGGCGGAGGCUAGCGGAGCCAGGGGCUGGCGGGUGCCCUAGGAGCCAGGUGACGCGCGGUGGGAGGUGGGAACCUUGGGUGAAGCAGCCCGUAGCAUCGCCAUCCCCAGGCGCGGAAUCCGAGUGAUCCGUCGAAGAGCGGCCAUCAGGGUUUACGAGCACAUUUGGGGGGGUCGGCUCAAAGAGCAGAUCGACUCAGCAGCAAGCCUGAGAUGCUUCGUUAACGACUACCUUCAAGAGAUUAUGAUGUGGGAGGUUUCCAAAUGAUGCAGUGAGAAGCCCAGUGUUGGAAACCCCACUGUCACACCUCCAGGGGGUGUAUUUAUGGAAGGGGUGGCUCUUCUUGCACACCAUGAGACCAUUUGCCGUCAAUCUGGGAAGAUGUGGCUUAUGAUCAAGAAAUGUAGUAUGGAGCAGGUUGAGGGAGGUGGGGCUCCCCCCCCCCCCGGCCCGAUUUGAUAAACGGAUGUGUACAUAAUAUGUAUGUGAGAGAGAGGAGAGAGAGGAAGCAGCACUUACAUGGGAGCCAUUGAGAUGGACAGUAGAAUGUACCGUCGGUGACCUCUGCCAUCGGCAUGCCUAUGAUCUGAUUGAGCUUCUAGAGAUUCCAAGAAAGGUUCUAAAGAGAAGCUAUGACUGUGUGGAUGGCGAACUGGACUGUUAUGACCUGAGUGGCAAGCGGAAGGCUUUCCUCAUGUGUGUGGAGAAGAACAGACCCGGGGCUCACCGGGACGUCAUGCUAAUGACCGAAUGGCUUGGCCAAUGCCAGUUUGAGCAUACUUCGUGCAUCGAUCCAAACAAAAUGGAGUUACUUGGGAAAAUAUCAUCAUUCCGGGAUGGACUCAAUGAAAUUAAGGAUGAUGUUGGCUGUUGCCUUGUUACUCUUAUGUCCCAUGGGGAGAAAGGCUUUAUUAAGAUGAAAGAUGGUGAGAGAGUCAGCCUGGAGGACAUUUUUGAAAUGUUUAAUAAUAAAAAUUGUCCGGCACUUCAAGAGAAACCAAAGAUCUUUAUAAUCCAGGCCUGCAGAGGAGAGAAAAGAGAUAAUGGUGUUGAGACAGACGAUGAACCCAUGGAGUCUGAUGACGUAUCUGAGAAGAGGAGGCUGCCCACGUUCAGUGAUUACUUCAUCAUCUAUCCAACCCAGGCAGAUGAAGCCGCCGUGAACACACGUGUGUACAUCUUUGGGCGUAUGUUUUUGUUCUCCUUGGGUAAAUACGAAGAAGUGGAAUGGUUGGUUCACAUAGUAGAUCACGUUGCUUUACGGCACCCUCGCACGGGCUCGGUGAUGAUUGAAGCGAUGGCUGAGGUCUUUAAACAGCAUGGAAAUAAGUGGCACAUCGCUGACUUUUUCACCAAAAUUCGAAUCCAGUUAAGCUUUCCAACACCCCUCAGGGACCUCCUGGGAUUCACAUCCCCUGUGACAGAUGGGGGCGAGUCGGUGGCCGAGCUGGCACCCCAGCCUGGGCAGAGUGCUCCUAGAGUUCAUGCCCUAAUCACAAUUACAUAUGAAUUAGUCCACACCUGCCCAAGGUAUGGUAACUAUUUUUGUUUCUUUCAAAUAGAAAGAUUUAAUUUUAAUAAUUUACAUAUGAUGCUUAGCAGCCCUUCAAACUCCUUCUCACCUCAUUUGAGGUCAGAGUUUGGUGGGGGUGGGACGUGGAAGGGAGGGACCACAGACAAUUUUGACGCUCAUUCCAACCAAAUGCCCGAGUAUUUUCUAUCGCUCAAUUUCUCUGAGAAAACAGUUUCUUGUCAGCUUCUCAGCAAUGUUAUAAUAAAGACAGAUUUGGCCAGCUGUAAAUGGAAAUCCAUCGUAGCUAAGGCUAGCUGAAAAAUUGUUUGGCUGACCGACGUUCAUUAAGCCUUUACCGAACACCCUUUAUUUUUAAAGUGCUUGCUGAGUAGACACUGGCGAAGAAAAAAAUAAAUCCAUAAAUGAGCAUGAUGGGGCCUUUGCAUUAAAGGCCCUCACGGCCCAGUGACGUGGAAGGGUGGCUGAUGUGCUCACAGCCAACCCUGGGAUUAUAGGGCCACGGGGUGCUUUGGACAUAACAUAACCCAACCCUUUCAUUUUACGGCGGGUUCCCUUGCCUACUCAUCCCCAGGGGCAAGUUGAGACCAAACCCAGGUCUGUGGACCCUGGAGUCCAGACAGCUGCAUUCCAGGCACUUGGGGGGGCCAUGCUCCUUCCACCGCCAUUGGCAUAUUGCUUUCCGAAAUGCAUAGAAUUCUGCCACUUCACGCCGUAGGGUUGACUAAAAGGCUUUCGCUCAGGGCUUUUGAACAGUUUGUACUUUAACC